AUGUCCCAAAUCACUGACGAAGAGGUUGUCUUUAGCUCACAAUACCUUGCUACAUUAGAGCAUAAUAGUAAUUGCCAUACAAUGGCCAACAUAAACCAGGAGAUAAAUGAUACUGAUCUUGUUGAGGAGAUCCAACUCUCACAAGAUAGUGAAGACUCUGAAGGAGAGAAAAGCAUUACAAAUUAUGAAAGAGUUUAUGAAGAAAUGG
This is a messenger RNA of Paraglomus occultum, 208 nucleotides long. Lineage: Eukaryota; Fungi; Glomeromycota; Glomeromycetes; Paraglomerales; Paraglomeraceae. The record is from the annotation of a GenBank genome assembly.